Olea europaea var. sylvestris is the source of this 441-nucleotide messenger RNA. Its product is annotated as lipid transfer protein EARLI 1-like. The record is from RefSeq and is a predicted model, not a curated record. The coding region runs from base 28 to 441 and encodes 137 amino acids. The transcript has a single exon. NCBI's taxonomy places the organism in Eukaryota, Viridiplantae, Streptophyta, Magnoliopsida, Lamiales, Oleaceae.
UCCAAGACAAGCUCUGAGAACUGAAAAAUGGUUUCCCAAACUCCAGCCAAAGCCACCCUAUUUCUUGCAAUGAACGUUCUCUGCUUUGUUUUAACCACCGCAUGUGUAGAAGGAACCUGCGGCUACCCCUCACCACCGGCAACCAGUGGUGGACCUGGUGGCGGUCAGUCAGCAACUUGUCCUAGGGAUGCCUUAAGACUAGGCGUCUGCGCCAAUCUAUUAGGAGGAUUGGUGGGAGUGGUAGUUGGAAGCCCUUCCACCACCUCUUGCUGCACCUUGGUGGCGGGAUUGGCAGACCUCGAGGCAGCGGUUUGCCCUUGCACCGCCAUUAGAGCCAACGUGCUAGGAAUCAAUCUGAAUAUCCCAAUUUCUCUCAGUCUACUUCUCAAUGUGAGUGGAAGGACUUCUCCUGCUGGCGUCACUUGUGCAAUCUUCUAUUAA